AUGCAGAAAGUCAUCACAUGCGACCGUAUCACAUGCAUAGAGCGCCCGGUUAUGGAGGGCCUCACAGUCGGCUCGACGACGACGACGACGACGACGACGACGACAACCACAGCCACCACGCCGACAGCCGCCCAUCGAUACAGCAAGGAUCAAGUCAGGCUCAGUGUGGACCGCCUCAAGAGUGACCUCAAUUACCAGGUACAAGCUCGCAUACAGCCAGUCAGCCUGUCUAAGUUGAGCCCAGAAGAGCUUAAGAGCAAGUUCAGUAAGGAACCGUUCAAACUCAAACUUCUCCUUGUCAGCACCAUCCUCAUGCUAGCCAGGAUAGACAUGAGUCCAGAAGAGGAAGCCUUUGCUCGUACCCAGGAUACAAGAGUGCAGCGGUUGCACGACAUGUACAUGGCUCGUGGCGCAAGGACUGAUGAGCAGAACAAAUACUUCAAGGACGUCGUCCGUGAUGGUCUAUUUGACGGCUGGCUGAACUUCAUCUGUGCUGUCAUCCGAGUUCUGGAAUAG
Alternaria postmessia is the source of this 516-nucleotide messenger RNA. RefSeq lists its product as uncharacterized. The coding region runs from base 1 to 516 and encodes 171 amino acids. The transcript has a single exon. The record is from RefSeq and is a predicted model, not a curated record. Lineage: Eukaryota; Fungi; Ascomycota; Dothideomycetes; Pleosporales; Pleosporaceae.